GCAGCCCCAGCUGUGACCUGCAUAUUUUGCCACAGGCAGGGCAAGCAUAACCAUUGUCCGCAGGUGGUCGAUUUAGAUUUUCUUUUCGUCGUCGUUUGUCCUCGGCAGCAGAUUUUCUUUUCGUCUCAAAUGUGUGUAUAUAUAAUAUAUAUGGCUCCUUUUGUCUCGAAAUGCAAUGGAUGCGCCCAGAUAAUAUUCCUGGAGUCGGCAGUUACAAUCUGUUAGGUGAUCAUCAUGGUCCUAUUAAAGACUUGGAACUGAACAGAACAAGAUCCCUUAGCGGAUUAGAGCAAAGUGGAAGGACAUAUAAAGACAUAGGGUACAGACUCCCAGACAACAUUGAAAUGCAAAAGAAACUAAAAGAAGCGCAGGAUCAAAUCAAAAGCUUGGACAUUCUCCUCACGGGGGCCAACAAACAAAAGGAUAUGUUUGAAAAAAUUUAUAAAGUCUUGGAACAGAAGUUGUCUUCAGGUGAACAAAAUCUGAAAGAGCUAGAAAGUGAAAAGAACAAAUUAAACAAAGCCAUUUCAGAAUUGCAGAAGGAAAAUACAGAUUUGGAAAGCAAAAGAGCCAGCGCUGAACAUGAGAGCCAUGCUAUUUCUGCUCAGCUGGAAAAGGAAAAGAACACUGUAAAGAAUCUACAGAAAGAAUGCUCGUCACUUCAGUCUUAUGUCUGUAAACUUCAGAAUGAGGUGAAAGAACUAGAAUCUGAGAAAAUCAAAUUAGCCAAAAUCAUUUCAAAGUUGGAAAACACUAAAGCUAAUUUGGAGAAAGACAGGGAUGCCAUCUCUUCUUGUUUGAAUGAGGAAAAAGAAAGGUAUAAGAAAGAAUGUGCCACUUUGAUGUCAACAAUAACACAGUUGCAAAGGGAGGGGAAAAUCUAUGAUGAGGAAAACAAUCAAAUGGACAGAACAAUCCAAGAGCUAGUGACAAUGAAUGCCAGUCUAGAGAAAACUAAAGAUAUCAUUGCUACUCAGCUUGAAGCCGAGAGAGACAAGUCACAGAAAGAGUUAAAAUCAUCCAUAUCAGUAUUACUAGAGGAAUCAGAGGCAGAGAAAGUCAAGUUAAGCAGUAGAAUAACGGAGUUACAGAAAGAGACUUUAGAAUUGGGAAAGAAAUUAGAAAAUACUGAGCAAGAGUUUCAAUCUGUUUCAUCCCAACUUUUGGAAGAAAAGAGUUCAGUCAGCACUAUCAAAGAAGAAUGCUCAGCAAUGAAUUUUACCAUUUUAAAAAUGGAGAAUGAAAUAGCAGAUUCGAAAACUGAAAAAAUUAAUUUAGUCCAAGGUUUAUCAGAGUUAGAAAACGUUACAGCUAGUCUUGAGAAAGACAAAAAUGCCCUCUCUUCAUGCAUAGAGGAGGAAAUAGAAAAGUCUAAAAAAGAAUGUUCAGUUUUUAUGUCAUUAAUAACAGAACUAAAACAGAAACUUGAACAUUUUCACUCAGAAGUGGUUCAAUUAAAAAUAACAAUUGAUGAGCUAGAGAAAAAAAAUGCUAGCUUAGAGAAUGAUAAGAAAGCUAUUUCUUCCCAAUGGGAAUUCGAAAGAGACAAAUCACAGAUUGCACUUGAAGAAUCAGAGGCAUAAAAAGAUAAAUUGAAUGCUAUGAUAUCAGAGGUACAGAAAGUGUCAUUGGAGUUGGAAAAGAAAUUAGAAGAUUCAGUACAAAAGUGUCAAGCGAUUUCUUCUGAACUGAAGGAAGAGAAGAUCUCAGUCAGCACUGAGGAGUACUCAUUGAUGAAGUUAGCUGUUUCAUCAAUGGAAACUGAAUUAGCAGAUCUAAAAGCUGAAAGAACAACUUUAGUUCAGACUAUGUCAGAAUUAGAAAAUGCUAGAAUCUGCCUUUCUUCUCGCCUUGAUGAGGAGAGAGACAUGUCAAAGAAAGACUUAUCGAUUUUAAUGUCAUCAGUUGUAGAGCUAAAAAAUGAUAUUGAAUAUUUUCAAGUGGAAAAAAAUCAUUUAAAUGAAACCAUCAAUGAGUUAAAGAUGAAAAACACUGGGUUAGAAGAAGAUAGAAAAGCCUUGUCUUGCCAGCUGGAAGAAAAGGCAGAGAGACAUGUAGCAGAAUUAUUGGAAGAAAAAGUCAAGACUAAAUGAUAUUAUUGCUGUUUUGCAGACAGAGUCUUUAGCAUUGAAAAACCAAUUAACUAAUUCUGUUCAAGAAUGUCAAGUUCUUUCAACACAACUGAAUGAAAAAAAUGUGAAAUAUUUAGAAAUGAAGUCAACCAUCUCAAGAUUGGAUGAAGAAGUUACAUAUUUAGAAAAUACAAAAGCUAGCCUGGAAAUGGAGAGGGAUAGCAUCUCUUCCAGUAUGAUAGAGGAGCGAGAAAAGUUUCAUAACGAAUGUUCAGUACUGACAUCUUCAAUCUUAGAAUUACAGACCACAGUAACAAACUAUGAAGGCAAGAACAAUGUCUUGAAUAAAACUGUACUAGAACUGCAAUCUAAAAAUGCUCAUUUAGAAAAUGAUAUGAAUAUCAUUUCUUCCCAGCUAGAUGCUGAGAGAGUCAAGUCAGCAAAAAAGAAUUUUGAGCUUAAGUCGACCAUAUCUGCAUUGCAAGAAGAAUCUCAGUCAGAAAAAGACCAAUUGAAAAUGACCAUAUCUGCAUUGCAAGAAGAAUUUCAGGCAGAGAAAGACCUAUUGAAAAUGACCAUAUCUGCAUUUCAAGAAGAAUUUCAGGUAGAGAAAGACCAGUUGAAAAUGACCAUAUCUGCAUUACAAGAAGAAUCUCAGGCAGAGAAAGACCAGUUGAAAGCUGCCGUAUCAGAAUUACAGAACGACACCAUAGAAUUCAAAGAGAAAUUAGAUUACACUAAGCAAGAGUGUCAAACUGUUUUGUCUCAACUGCAUAAAGAAAGGGAGUCUCUAAACUCAUACAAAUUAGAAAACUCACAGAACUAUUUUGAAUAAAGAGAAAGAAGUAGCAGAUUUGAAAGCUGAAAUUAGAAAUCUAGCUAAUACUUUAGUGGAAUCAGAAUACAUUAGAAACGACCUUGAGAAAGGCUUAGCUGAUGAAAGGGAACAAUUCAAGAAAGAAUGCUCCGUUUUGAACUCAUCAGUAGCAGAACUGACGCAGAAGCUUGAGCACUGUGAGAAUGAGAGAAGUAACUUGAAUCAAACAAUACAGGAGCUCAAGACUAUGAUUGUCCAUUUGGAAAACGACAAGGAGGCUUUGUCAUCACAGCUGGAAGAAAACUGGAAACUAAUUAAAAAAAUAGAGCCUUUCAGAGAUGUCUUGGAUAAUUUUCAAAUGGAAAAAAAAUUCUUGUUGGAAACAGACAAAUAUACAAGUGAGCAAAUGGAAAGAUAGACCAAAGAAGCCAUUAAAAACAUGGGUCAUCAAAACCAUCGCCAGAAAGUCUAAUAUGUGGAGACUUUGAAAAAGAUUGCUCCGGUGGUUGCUACUACACAAUGCGACUCUUCCAAAAUGACAGACACCUGGCGAACCAAGAAUUCCUUUUAAAGGAAAAAAAAUGCUGUCUGAAUCUGAGUGCAUGUGCCCAGUAUGCAUUAGCUUACUCAUCCAGCCUGUAACAUUUCCCUGCAAUCACUCACUGAGUUUAAAAUGUUACAAGGAAACAGUGGAAAAAGCCAACCUCUCAUGUCCAGUCUGCAGGAAGCACAUUUCAGUCUGGGCCAGAAAAGCUGCCAAGGAAAAUAAAUUGAUAAACAUGGAAAAGUGGAAAGACAUCCAAGAGGCCUUCCCUGAAAAAGUGAGGCGCAGGCUGGAAGCCAGUGAAGAAAGCAACAGUGAAGAUGAAGAAGAUGAUUUUGAAGCCCAGGAAAGAAGACAAAUUUCCUGUCCUGGAGAAAUCAGACAAGAAUAUGAAGCUGCUAUUCAGCAGAUUCAGCAAAAAAAGGACGAACAGGCAAAGAAAGAGGAGGAGGCCAGUAAAGUAAAUUUUGAAGCUCUGCAACAGGAAGAAUUUUUGUCAGAAAAUGUGGAAAUAGAAGAGAAAGCACUGAUGCUUGAAUAG
Messenger RNA from Biomphalaria glabrata, 3974 nucleotides. Its product is annotated as myosin heavy chain, striated muscle-like. The coding region runs from base 171 to 1583 and encodes 470 amino acids. The transcript has 10 exons. NCBI's taxonomy places the organism in Eukaryota, Metazoa, Mollusca, Gastropoda, Planorbidae. The record is from RefSeq and is a predicted model, not a curated record.